AUGCAAGAAAGAAGCAAGGAAUCAGCGAAUCAAGCUGUAGUUCUCCUCUUGAUUCAGUGGAGAAGGUCGCUGGAUAUUUGUUCAGUGAUUACUAGAGAGGUUUUUCAAGACGGAUUCGAUGUCAGUGAGAGGGUCAGAUCUUUGUUGGGGGAGUCGAGAGAAGAUAUCAAGAAUCUCAUGCUAGUGUUUAAAGAUAACUGCGACCAAGAACUGUCUGAUCCAUGGAGUAAGCUAACUCUUCUUAUCGUCAUCAGCGGUGAAAUUUUUGCCGUGGCUUUGGCGAAUGAAGAGCAUCACCAGAAGCAGGAAGUUAUGAAGCUGCUUUACACAUUGGCUGAAGAUCUCUGCUCUCGGAUUACAAAGCUACCUAAGGGAAGUUGGGUGAGUGAAAAAUGAUAUUCAAUUUUACUUAAAAUAAACUGAAACAGGUGUAGCUAUUUUUUGUAGUGUUUUUAUUUUUUGUGUAUAAAUGAGCUUCUCGAGCCUUUCUCACUGCAUCGCUGUUGCUGCGUAUGAGUUCAAGUGGGAUUAGAAUGACGUCGUUGAUCGGAAUGUCCAGCUUGAUUAAAAUGUAAGGAGACACGAGUGGGAUCACUGAGUUGCUGGUGGUUCGAGAUGGAUCGGCGGCGUUCUCCAAAUCGUUCAUUUAGUUGACGUUAAUGGUCUCUCCGAUGCACUGACAUUUACAUUUGUUGCAUUAAAUUAAGUAGAUAAGAUUUUUGGAUUUGCAGGAUAAGUAGUCAAUGAUUUUUCUUUGUUCAAUAGUUGCGGUAAAAUGUAAUUUGCUAGGACUUCCUGGAGAAAAGGACAGGUGAGACAGCGUGGAUGGUUGCAUUUGUAAACUCCGGCAGGUUGUUGCGUGUGAGGUGUGUUGCUGUGUAGCGUGCAGUGUACCAAAAGGUCACGAAGGCUUGCGUGACGUAUGUAAGCAAUAACGGGCUGCACAGGGAAUGAGUCCAGUAGAAAGCCCAGUCAACAAGCGCUUGUAUCAAUUUAGUUAAUUUUUCCAGGUAAACGUUCGGUUUAAAUAUUAUGUUGCAACCAAGGUUUGUGUUUUCAGUUAAAAAUUGGUUCUUUAAUAUAAUUUUUCAGGAAGAGUCAUGCGACUAAGUGCAGAAGCAAUACCAUCUUGUUUACAAUCACUCUCAGGCUAGCUCAACGUCGGAUGCGGACGCCACUGACCUGAUUGUCAAAAAAGAAAAAGCGGAGUCCAGCACUUGAGGGAGACUACCUUUUUCUCGUAGAAAAGAAAAAUGAACAAAAAAAAGCGAAAAACAAAUGUUGCGGAAUCGUAGGGAAGAAAGUGAACAGAGGUUUGUUAUUUAGAACAUCAUUUUUUUUUAACCCAGUGUUGAUGCUUGCCGCGCGGUUAGAUUACGUUUGGGUCAGGUGAACAAUAUGAAAAUGGCUCAUGAAGUUACGACGAAAAGUAAGGACCUAAACAUCAUGAGGAAAUUACGAAAUAUACGAAAAAAAGAAAUUCUGAGAUUGUGUAAGUGUUAUCACUUUCUUAACAUGAGAUGAGUCAUUAUUAUUGUUGCCGUGAUCCAAAGAAAGUUUACGCGAAAGAUAGGACAGAAAAAACAACAACAACAAAUUAAAGACACAGCAAAAGCAACAAUAAUGAUUAAAAAAAAUACGAGAAACACAAAAGAAACACAAAACCUGAAAACAUAUUAAGAGAAACAGAAUGCAAUAAACAAAAUAACUGCAAAUCUGAGUGGCGGGUAGGAUUUGCACGAAAAAGGGAAGAGGACAGAAAAAAAUAAUAACAAUAAAGAAUUGUCAUUACGUCUAGUUACAUACUCAGAUGUUACAAGGAGUAUUAACUUAAAAGAUAAAGGCUGGGACGUUUGCAUAAAGUGUAUUGGUUGUUUCGUUAUAAUAUUAACAGUUGUACCAAUUUCCGCUUUUUGGAAAUGUGACGGCUGUGCCUGCUCCUAAAAGCAUUAUGGUUUCCAUUUGAUAGAAAUGAUCCUUUCAGCGGUUGUAAUAUUGCCGGUAUAUGGUGAAUUAACGAAUCAAGAGAUGUUUUACAACGCUUUGUGAUUGGCUUAUUUCAGGCCACUUUAUUAGCCAAUCCGGCAAAAGAAUGACCUAAAGCAAUCUUAUUACCAAUCAAUUGUUAACACUUUUAAUUAAUCAAAAUUAAUUAAUUAAAUUACUCUCCUUGAGAGAAAAACGAAACAAAACAAAACAAAACAAAACAAAACAACGCCAAAAAAAAGGAUUCUAGAACAUAUACAUUAUUACCUGCAGGUAACAGUCAGCUGAAUAGUAUUGAAACAGCAUCCUGUUACCUACAGAAUAUUGACACAUGAAAAGCACAAAUUUUGGCUGUCUAAACAACUUAACUUAACUUAACUUAGUACGGUCUGAAGAUUACUAUCGAGGCCAAUAAGAAAGUAGUAAACUUCCUUGACGUCACACUUAACCUGGCUAACGGAAAGUACUUGCCAUACAACAAACCAGCAAAAAUUCCACCCUAUGUCAACAAGAAAUCUAACCAUCCACCCUGCAUCAUCGAAAACAUCUCAAAGUCCAUUAACAAAUGGCUGUCCGAAUUCUCUAUAGAUGAAGAUUCCUUUAGCAAAGCGGCGCUUCUUUACCAGAAAGCUCUCGAUGACAGCGGGAACAAUCUCAGUUCCUACGGCACAGUCUCCGAAAUCUGGAAGAGGGAACCGCCAUAGAGACAUCAUUUGGUACAACCCCCCUUUCAGCAGGAAAGUGGCUACUAUCACAGCCAAUUUUUUCUGAAGCUUCUCAAACGGAAUGACGCCAUCCAUUUUAUUUUCCAAACGGAAUUUCUGGUUUUUUAAUAUAAAUGGAAUAAAAUUACCCCUGGUUACGGCACCUUGCACCUCCCUAACGUGUGAUUAUUAUUACUAAUUGGCCUUCAGGCAAAAUGUACUAAACACUGGUUCCCUGGAUUAUUUUUAAUAAACGAAUGUCAAAGAUGUCCUCCUUUAGUAAGGGGUUAAGAUUCUUGGGUAUAAAAGGACGAAAUACCUUCCUUCAAGCAGUCAAGACGAACGGACGGACGAACUUACAAAUCUGUUGAUCAUGGCAAAAUCACUUAUGUCCAGAAAUGCACGCAACGGCGAAAAUGGCAAACAUGGCAAAACUUUGCGUGAAGUAAAAGGCGUUUGGAUAUUUAUAGAAAGAACUGCCUGGACAGAAUUCGAUGUGAGAUCAAGAGAAAGACGUUAGUUCUUCUUGAUAUCUAAUGGGAGAAAGAGGUGAAGAAUGGUGUCAUGCUCGGCUGAGAUGAGUCUUCGCAAUCAAGUGCAUACUAUCGGCUGGGAUAUGAAACAGUUAAGUCCACGCUAUUUUUCUGAGAGGCUGGAAGUAGAUAAAGAUAAUAAUAAAUUAGACUAGCGGUUGCAACACAGACUCGCAAGGGGGUGUUGGUGAAUCUAGCUUAGGGAUCCGGCCCCAACGAACAUUUUUUACAUGACUACAGUCGUGUAAGUAGGUUUUGCUGUUUUGGGAAAUGUCAUGUCCGUUUCAUGUCUAUUGUGUUGCAUGGUAUGCAAAGUUUCGGGGUAUAAAAGGUCAGGUGUCUUCUAUUCGCUUUCUUUUCAGACGCCAUGCAACCCGCCACCGCCAAGACUUUGACAGACGAACUUCGACAAGCUUAUCAGUAUGUUUUGCUCCAGAUUUCCAAAGAUCUGGAUAGAGAACAUACAAAAAGGUUUCGUCGCUUAUGUACUGAACAUAUUUCGAAGACUAACACUGAAAUUUUAUCAAUCUUUCGUUGUUUAGAGCAUGAAGGGCUACUUUCGUGGGAAGAUUUUAAUUACCUGAAGGACUUGAUGUGUAAAAUUCGAAGGAUGGACAUCGUAAAAAAGGUGACUGAAUUUGAAAUCAAAAGAGAUCUAAAAAUACUUCUGGAUUAUUAUGCAAGAAAGAGACAAGGCCAAGACUUAAGUUGUUGUUCCCAAAAUGUUAGGAGAGUAGCAGGAUAUUUAACGAGGCUAACUGACAAAGUUCGGGAUCGAGUUGAUGUCACCAACAUUAUUUCCUCUGUAAAAUCGAGCAAAGACAUCAGAAAUGUUCUGGGCGAGUUUGAAGAGGAAAUGUAUUGUGGAAAGCAAAAAUUUUCGUGGGAUGAAUUCAUGAUGCUUGUUGUCAUCGCUGGAGAACUCUUAGCCAUUGCUUUAGCGAGCGAAACCCGUUCGCAUUUUGCCAUGGAGUUGUGUUCUACCGCAGCAGAUGAACUCUGUCCACGAUUGAUGGAACUCAAGGGAAAUUGGGUACGUUUUAGUUAA
This is a messenger RNA of Porites lobata, 4271 nucleotides long. The record is from the annotation of a GenBank genome assembly. NCBI's taxonomy places the organism in Eukaryota, Metazoa, Cnidaria, Anthozoa, Scleractinia, Poritidae.